AUGUACAACCUCGCCUGCGCCCGGCCGCUGGCCAAGGCCCUCCGCGCCGCCGCUCCCGUGAAGCGCUCUGCGGUCCAGCAGCGAAGAUGUCUGUCGAUACACGAAUACCGGUCCGCUGCGCUGCUCGAAUCGUAUGGCAUUGGCGUGCCCAAAGGCGGUGUCGCGACCAACGCGGCAGAGGCAGAGAAGGUCGCUAAGAGCAUUGGCGGUGACGAUGCCGUUAUCAAGGCCCAGGUCCUUGCUGGAGGUCGUGGAAAGGGCACCUUUGACAACGGCUUCAAGGGCGGCGUCAGAGUCGUCUACUCUCCCCGCGAAGCCUCCAUUCUCGCAGACCAGAUGAUUGGUCACAAGCUGAUCACCAAGCAAACCGGAGCCGCUGGCCGCCCCGUCAUUGUCGCCUCGUCGCAAGGUGGCAUGGAUAUUGAGACUGUCGCAAAGGAGCACCCCGAGGCUAUCAUCACCACCCCUAUUGACAUCCACACCGGCAAGCUAUACAAGGUCUUUAUAGACAAGGAUGCUAUGCAGAUCGAGAUCAACCCUCUCUCCGAGACGACCGACCACCAGGUCCUCGCUAUAGACGCUAAGCUCGGCUUCGAUGACAACGCCGACUUCCAGAACCCUAAUGAGGUCAAGGCCGCUAAGGUUGGUCUCAACUUCAUCAAGCUCGACGGCGAUAUUAGCUGCCUCGUCAACGGUGCCGGUCUUGCCAUGGCCACUAUGGAUAUCAUCAAGCUGAACGGCGGAACGCCCGCCAACUUCCUCGACGUUAGUGGCGGUGCCACUCCUGAAGCUAUUCGCCAGGCUUUUGACCUCAUCACAAGCGACCCCAAGGUCACUGCCAUUUUCGUCAAUAUUUUUGGUGGUAUCGUUAGGUGUGACGCUAUUGCCAAGGGUUUGAUCCAGGUCGUCGAGCAGAUGAACCUCAAGACCCCCGUCAUUGCGAGAUUGCAGGGUACCAACAUGGAGGCGGCACACAAGCUUCUCAACGACUCAGGCCUCAAGAUCUUCUCCAUUGAUGACUUGCAAGCUGCAGCUGAGAAGUCUGUCCAGUUCUCAAAGGUCGUUAAGAUGGCGCGUGACAUUGACGUUGGCGUCGAGUUCACUCUUGGUAUCUAAAGCCCUUGGUAUAGAACACCGAGCGCACUGACUGGGUGUGCGACACGCAUAGACAGGCCGUGUGGUUGUAUAUUCUAGGAAUGUGCGGAUGGAGGAUGAGGAUGAAGAUGUAUUUACUGCAAAGCAAUUAACGAAUUUGUGCC
Molecule: messenger RNA, 1259 nt
Organism: Bipolaris maydis ATCC 48331
Lineage: Eukaryota; Fungi; Ascomycota; Dothideomycetes; Pleosporales; Pleosporaceae
Biological process (GO): succinyl-CoA metabolic process; tricarboxylic acid cycle
Cellular component (GO): succinate-CoA ligase complex; mitochondrion
Molecular function (GO): succinate-CoA ligase (ADP-forming) activity; ATP binding
Source: RefSeq, a predicted model, not a curated record